Atta colombica is the source of this 958-nucleotide messenger RNA. Its product is annotated as gamma-glutamylcyclotransferase-like. Bases 233 to 757 code for a protein of 174 amino acids. NCBI's taxonomy places the organism in Eukaryota, Metazoa, Arthropoda, Insecta, Hymenoptera, Formicidae. The transcript is spliced from 4 exons. The record is from RefSeq and is a predicted model, not a curated record. Gene Ontology annotation, molecular function: gamma-glutamylcyclotransferase activity.
UCAACUUUGGUCAAGUUAACCGGCUUAAGUUACAUGAGGCUCGUUUAGGCCCAGUUUCAUAACUCAUGAUUAACUUUUUUUUUUAACCGAGGUUUAACUUAUUUUAAUAAUAAGUUGAAACUGGGCUUAAAUGAGAAAUCCCAUGUAACCGUUGGUUAACUUAACCGAGGUUGGUAAAAGAGAUCCUUUAUUUGUGAAAAAUUUGCAAGACCAGUUUGGAUCAGUCUGAAAAAUGGCAAACACGUUUCUGUAUUUCGCUUAUGGGAGCAACUUAUGCGCUAAGAGGAUACAUUUAUGUAAUCCAACCGCAAUAAUGAAAGAUAUCGGUUACAUAAAGAAUUUUAGGCUGGAUUUUUACAGAUAUUCUAAACGAUGGCAUGGAGCAUCUGCCACAAUUGUAGAAACAGAACAUUCAGUGGUAUGGGGUAUAAUCUGGGAAUUAGACAAGUGCAAUUUAGCUACAUUAGACUGUCAAGAAGGUGUUCAAGAUAAUAUAUACCAUGCAAUGUCAGUAAAUGUUGAAACUCCUGGUGGUAGAACUCUAAAUUGUCGAGUGUACCAGCAAUGUAAUAAUCCAAAGGAAUAUAUAAAGCCAGAAGAUUUUCCAAUGGAUAAGAGACCUUCACCAUUAUAUCUAAAUACGAUAUUAAAAGGGGCUAAAGAAAACAAACUUCCCACUGAUUAUAUAAAAUUCUUGAAAACCAUUCCAGAUAAUGGAUAUGAAGGCGACUAUGACAUUAGCUUUUCUCUGCUUUAAAAUUGACACCUACAACAUUUUUAUUGUACGAAUAUUUUUGAUAAUACGGAUGGAGGAUCACAUAUUCUAACGCUGUAUCUGCCGCCAUUUUGUCCAAUUCACGUCGAGGAAUUUUCAUUUUGAGAAAUUUUCUUUGGUUUACCUAUGAUGUACAUAUGGUAUAAAUAUGAUCAAUUAAAAUUUGAAAAAUAGAAAUAUAUA